AAACUUCAGUCAUUUGUGAGAUGCCUGCCCAGAAACUCCAGCCGGAAGGAAGGCUUCAAGCCCAGACAAUGGACGGCAGCGGCAGUAGCAAUGCAAGUCGUAGCGGAGCAGAUGAAGCGAAUAAGCCAGGGGAGGACGGGAUGCCCCGUGAAUGUCAUAUGGGGGACCAGAGGGAGAGGCGGGCCUUGGGGAACAAAGCACCGCCGGCGGAGGCUUUUGUGGGGACCCCCCGAAAGGGACCCACGGUGCUAAUUGAUCGGCAGCAGAUUCGGUCCGUGGCCCCCCAGGACCAAGCGCUUGAGCUCAGAGGCCUGCUGGGAGUCGAGGUCUACGACCAGGAGGUCUUGGAGCACGGAGUCCUUCAGCAGAUAGACAAGGCGAUCGGGGAAGCCGCUGAAGGGCGUCCGGGUCAUGACGCCGCUGAAACGGGCAGCCAGUCUGAAUGGGAAGACGUGGGACCAUGUACAUCCUCUCCAAAACCACCCGUUGCAAACCAUCUGGAGCAAAUUAGGCCUCAGACUGAUGCUAAUGAGCAUACCGAUAGAAAACUGGAUUCUGCAAAAGAACAGAACUGCAACAUAGAGCAAGAGUUUAAGAAAAUGAAAACGAAACAAAAGCACCUUCAAACUGCAGGUAAAGACGAAGAUCCUGAUGACGGGACGGUCCCUGCUGCCGUUGGAGGAGACAAAGCGAAGGAGUCCAGGGAUGACUUUGGAGGCCAUUUUGCUCCCGGUCCUUCAUCCCUCGGAAGAAUGUUGAUGUCAGUGCAGGAAGAGACCGAAUGGGAGAAACUCGUGCGAACUGGCCAGAUGACUCCCUUUGGGACGAAGAUGCUUCUGAAAGAAGAGAGGAAGCCCCGUCGGAUCAUGCUGAACGAAACGUCGGGUUUUGAAAAGCUUUUGGCGGAUCAGGCGAUGCUCCUGUUCGAGAGGAAGAGAGCCCCGUUUCGUAGGGGAGGCCGGCAGAAAGCGCCCUCCCAGGGCAGCCGGGCCCAAUCCCCGGCCUCCCUCCCCAAAGGGGGCAAGAGGGGCAACGGCCCACGGAAAGCUGGAGGCCCUCAGCGGCGGCAGCGGCAGCAGCAGGGUCUCCGCCUGCAGGCCAAAGCCAAGCUCCCCCCGGAUGGGGAGUCAGAGAAGGGGGGGCAGCAGGAGGACGGGGAGGCCCAUGGAUGCGGGGGGUCUCAGGAGGAGGACGGGGAGUCUUUUCAAGAGGGCCAGGAGGGGAAUCGUCCGGUGUCCUGGGAAGCCCCACUGAAGCCAGAAGAUCAAGAGGACUCGGAUGAGGAUUUCUUCCCAAGCCCUUCCGAAGAAGAAGAAGACGACGACCAAGAAGAAGAAGAAGAAGUGGACAUGAUCAGGAAGCGGAGAAUAAAGAGAUACAAGGAUGACGGCAACGAAGAUUACUAUAAGCAACGGCUAAGGAGGUGGCACAGACAGCAACUAACAGGCCAAAGCGGCUGUCAGAGCACGGCUGGAGAGUCAGACGAAAGCGAUGCGGAAUUUUUCGAGGGUUUUAAAGUUCCGGGUUCCCUCUUCAGGAAACUGUACAAGUACCAGCAGACAGGUGUCAGGUGGCUGUGGGAGCUGCACUGCCAGCAGGUAGGAGGCAUCCUGGGAGACGAGAUGGGCCUGGGCAAGACCAUCCAGAUAAUUGUCUUCUUGGCAGGCCUGAGUUACAGCAAGAUCAGGACUCGCGGCACAAAUUACAGGCACAGAGGGCUGGGUCCCACGGUGAUCGUGUGUCCAACCACCGUCAUGCACCAGUGGGUGAAGGAGUUCCACGCCUGGUGGCCCCCGUUUAGAGUGGCCGUUUUACACGAGACGGGCUCCUACGCCGACAAAAAGGUAAAACUGAUUCGUGAAAUUGUGGCCUGCAAUGGAAUCUUGAUAACCUCCUAUUCUUACAUUCGCUUGUUGCAAGACAAUCUUCAGCGGUACAACUGGCAUUACGUGAUUCUGGACGAGGGGCAUAAAAUUCGGAAUCCCAAGGCUGCAGUUACCCUGGCUUGCAAACAGUUCUCCACUCCCCACCGGAUCAUCCUGUCUGGGUCCCCUCUGCAAAACCACCUCCAGGAGCUGUGGUCCCUCUUUGAUUUUGUGUUCCCGGGGAAGUUGGGGACCCUCCCAGUCUUCCUGGAGCAGUUCUCCGUCCCCAUAACCAUGGGGGGCUAUUCCAACGCCUCUCCGGUCCAGGUGAAAACUGCCUAUAAGUGUGCCUGCAUUUUACGGGAUACGAUUAACCCCUACCUGCUGCGCAGAAUGAAGGCAGAUGUUCAGAUGAGCCUCUCCUUGCCGGAUAAAAAUGAGCAGGUCUUGUUUUGUCGCUUGACGGCUGAGCAGCUGCAACUUUACAAAAAGUUUAUUGAUUCCAAAGAAGUCUAUCAGAUUCUCAAUAGAGAAAUGCAGAUUUUCCCAGGGCUCAUAGCCCUAAGAAAAUUGUGCAACCACCCAGACAUCUUCUCCGGUGGCCCUAAGAUUCUGAAGGGGACCCCCGAGGGAGACUUACAAGAAGAAGACCGCUUUGGAUUCUGGAAGCGCUCUGGGAAACUGAUCGUUGUGGAGUCCCUGCUGAAAAUCUGGCACAAGCAGGGCCACCGGGUGCUCCUCUUCACCCAGUCCAGGCAGAUGCUGCACAUCCUUGAAGUGUUUUUAAAGCAAAGAAGCUACUCCUACCUCAAAAUGGACGGCACCACCACGGUGGCCUCGAGGCAGCCUCUGAUUGCGAGGUUCAAUGAGGAUGUCUCCAUAUUUGUCUUUCUCCUUACUACUCGAGUUGGUGGGCUUGGGAUCAACCUGACAGGCGCAGACCGGGUGAUCAUCUACGACCCUGACUGGAACCCCAGCACAGACACUCAGGCCCGGGAACGUGCCUGGAGGAUCGGCCAGACCAGAGACGUGACUGUGUAUCGGCUCCUCACUGCAGGGACCAUUGAGGAAAAGAUUUACCACAGGCAAAUAUUCAAGCAGUUCCUGACCAACCGAAUCCUGAAGGACCCAAAGCAGAGGCGCUUCUUCAAAUCCAACGACCUCUACGAGCUCUUCACCCUCAGCACUCCGGAUGGAGCCCAGGGGACCGAGACCAGCGCCAUCUUUGCAGGAACCGGUUCUGAUGUCCCAGCCCCAAAGCGGCCGUUGAAGCGUCGCAGUGCCAACAUGGCUGAAUCUUCCCAAAGGCGCCAUGCGAAGCUGACGGAUUUCUUCGGAGCAAAACAAGAUGAAAAGGCGGCCCUUGCGGCAGGGGAGCCGGCCGAGGGAAGCGCAGAGCCACCCCCUCGCCCCCUUCCCAAAGGCCCUGCUGCCCAAAGCCCCCCCGUUCCCGCUCAGAGUCAGUUCCUGAGGGCGGCCGGGGAGGAGCCUUCCGGGUCGGCUGGGGAGCCCUGGCCACAGCCGGGUGAGGGGGAAGGCCGGGCGAUGCCAGCCGGCCCAGGCGGGAUCAGCCCGGAGAGGCCGGCUGCCAGGGGACGUGGGCGGCUCACUCCUCCCAGGGAGCCCGCUUCUGCCCCGGAGGCUGGCGAGGGCCGAGGGAAGAGGCCCAGGCGCUCCCGAGAUGCCAGGUUUGAGGGGGUGGCAGUUCCUCACCUGGUGAAGCAGAGAAAGUACCAGAAGGGAGACCGGGAGGAGCCGCAAGAGCCCACGAAGAGCGACGAUUACGUUUUGGAGAAGCUUUUCAAAAAAUCAGGAAUACACAGCAUCAUGAAGCACGACGCCAUCAUGGAGGCGUCUAGCCCCGAUUACGUGCUGGUGGAAGCCGAGGCUAAUCGCGUGGCUCAAGAUGCCCUCCGAGCCCUGAAGGCUUCUCGACAGCGAUACCGGGGAGCUGCUUCUCCUUGGGCAGGCGGUGCCCCCACCCGGUUAAGCUGCUUCUGGACAGGUAGCCCUCUGUGCUCCUGCUGCGUCCCUGACCACAUGGGCCUCUCCUUCCUCCCCACGUACGGCUGUCAGAGCAACCGCACGGCUAGCGUGGCAGCCCUGCGCAUGAAGGCACGGGAGCACUCAGAAGCCCUCCUGCAGUCCGCCAACCUUCUGGCCCCCGGCAGCCCUAGCCCAGCCUCUGGGGCGAAGUCGGCCUCCGAGAAUGCCUUGGACAACAAGCCCCCCGUGACCAUGGAGCACAAGGAGAGCGAGGAGAGCGUUUGA
This is a messenger RNA of Pseudonaja textilis, 4136 nucleotides long. The record is from RefSeq and is a predicted model, not a curated record. NCBI's taxonomy places the organism in Eukaryota, Metazoa, Chordata, Lepidosauria, Squamata, Elapidae.